Messenger RNA from Pogona vitticeps (central bearded dragon), 1011 nucleotides. Its product is annotated as protein BTG1-like. NCBI's taxonomy places the organism in Eukaryota, Metazoa, Chordata, Lepidosauria, Squamata, Agamidae. Gene Ontology annotation, cellular component: cytoplasm; nucleus. Gene Ontology annotation, biological process: negative regulation of cell population proliferation. The record is from RefSeq and is a predicted model, not a curated record.
CUGUGGUGGUGCUGGGUGGGGGGGAGGAGAAGCCACCCCUUGUCUGUGGGGGCUCUCGGUCUGUUUACUCCUCUCGCGGCGGCUGCGGCAGCGGGAGCUGGACCGUCGGCGCGGAUCGGCCCCUCUCUGCGCCCCCGCCCCCCCCUCAAACUGCUUCGCCAGGGCCAGCCUUCGGCCACGCAGCCGCAGCCCAGCUGAGGGACCCCGGGCAGGGACCGAGCAGAUCCAGGCAAAGUUUUGUGACUCGGCGAGGACGAUGAAGACGGAGAUCUCUACGGCCGCGGGCUUCAUCGCCCGCCUCCUCAAGACGCCCGGCGGCAUCGGCGACGAAGAGCUGCGCUGCUUCAGCGAGUCCCUCCAGGAGGCGCUACGAGACCACUAUAAGCACCACUGGUUCCCCCUGAUGCCCUCCAAAGGCUCAGGGUACCGCUGCAUUCGGAUCAAUCACAAGAUGGACCCCUUGAUAGGAAAAGCAGCAGGCACCAUCGGACUGAGCCACCAGAGACUCUUCCAGCUCCUGCCCAGCGAAUUAACUCUUUGGGUCGACCCCUUCGAGGUGUCCUAUCGCAUAGGGGAAGAUGGGUCGAUCUGUGUCCUCUACGAAGGCCCUCAGCCAGCAGGGAAGAAUGCCAAGACCCUUGAGAGCAGGAGCAGCUGUAAAGAGGAGUGGAGCAUUGGCAGAGCCAGCCCUUCCAAGAACUACAACAUGAUGACAGUUUCCAGUUAAAAAAAAAGAUUAACAUUCCCUGUACAAUGAUGUAUGUAUCCCACUUUGAUAAUGAGGUUAGAUGAUGUAAUUGAUAUGUUGAUUUUCACCCCAUAGUCAUUAAAGUUGUAGUAGUACUGCCAAACUCUUUGUUUCGUGGCCAAGGGCUAAUGUAUAAACAACUUUUUUAUUGUAUGCUGUAAAUGAAAUUGUACAGUCAAGAUGAUUGUUUUACAGAUUUAUAUUUUGGGGAAAAAUCUUUGGCGAUUUGUAAUAAAAAUGGAAUUAACUCUUUUAAACAGUUA